CACAGCUUGAAGCUAUUGUCAAAAGAGUUUGUACCUCUAGUCCUGAAAUAAAAGAUGAGGUAUUAAGUUUGAUUAGUCAAAUUGAAAAUACAUACAGUGAUACUUCUAAAGAAAUUUCUUUCCUCAUUGAACAACUACGCCUCACCACUUAUUCUCCAAAUGGACUGCGCUUUUCUACUUUAUGUAUACGUCGUGCACUUGAACUGUAUUUGUCCUCCAGAUGCUGUUAUCGACAUUUAAGAAAUCUGCUUUGUUUGCCCAGUCCAAAGACUCUCAUUUCAAAAUUAGGAAGAGUUGGAGUUGGAAAUGAAAAAGAGUGCAAUAAUACAAUCAAAAAUGUUUUUGAAAAUUUUAAUAGUUCUGAAAAGCGUUGCUGCCUUCUCUUUGAUGAGAUGUAUAUUAAACUAAGUGUUAGUUUCAGAGGAGGAUACCUCAUUGGAUAUAGUGAGGACAAUCCCACUAAAAUUGCAAAAACGUUAUUAGUCUUUAUGAUUAAACCUAUGUUUGGUAAACCUUCUUUUGUUUGUAGAAUUGUACCAAUAUUUAAACUGUCAGUGCACUUUCUUCACGAUUUGAUUAUAAACAUAAAUAAACAAAUAAUUGAUGCAGGUGGAAAAUUACUGUGUCUUUUAUCAGAUAACCAUCCCACAAAUCGAAGUGUUUACCAAAAUUUUGUUGUUAAUAAAAGUUUUCCAUGGCAAGGUGUUAUAGAAAAAGAAAAACCAGUUAUUAUGCUACACGAUCCAGUUCACUUGUUUAAAAGUUUAAGAAAUAAUUGGUUUACGGAAAAAACGCAAACAAUUAGUUUAAAAAUUAAUAAUCAACCUCUCUCUGGUGAUUGGUCUCACAUUGUUCAAUUAUAUAACAGACAGAAAACUUGUGUUGCCAAAACUACAAAGCUUUCACGCAAGUCAGUGUACCCUAGUUUGAUUGAUAGACAAAAUGUUGCAAACAUGGUUGCUGUAUUUAAUGAAAAAACUGUUGCAGCAUUGAGAUUAGCUAAUUUUGAGAACACUGCCUGUUUUUUAGCACCAAUUGUUUCAUUAUGGAACAUGCUAAAUGUACAUUCAGACUGUUGCACAAUGGAUCUAAUGGAAGAGGAUAUUAUUUAUUUAGAUGAAUGUUUAAUUAAUGCAGACAAUGAAUCUAUUAAUGAUCAGGAGAAUGCUGCCCUUUUUUAUAUGACUGGUUAUGUACAGCACAAUAUCGAUCCGCAGCGUAUAGUUGAUACAACAACAUCACAAUCAGCUAGUUCUGAAUUUACAGAUUAUGUUUCACGUGGUAAAUUGCGUUAUCCUGGUGAUACUCUUCUCCAAUUUAUUUGUGUUUGUUAUCUACUGUUUAACAGCGUUCCAAUGUCUGAAAAACGUUUUCAAUGUGUUGUUUAUUUAAAGAAAUUAUUUUUAUUCUUGCAUUCAACAUUACCAUUUGAUUUAGAAACAGACAGUAUAGGUAUUUCAAAAGUUAUCUCAAUAAUAACUAACUGUUUCUUAAAAGGUGUUACGACCCUUGAUAAUACAUCUGGUAUUGUUUCAUUAAACAUUGAGGACAGAAAAAGAAACUCAAUACUUAGUGGUCUGAUUAUUUAG
This is a messenger RNA of Hydra vulgaris (swiftwater hydra), 1589 nucleotides long. The record is from RefSeq and is a predicted model, not a curated record. Lineage: Eukaryota; Metazoa; Cnidaria; Hydrozoa; Anthoathecata; Hydridae.